AUUAUCUAUCUUCGAAAUAUCACACUCAUUUGCCAUUCAUUAAUUCUAAGCAGCACCAGUUUCAUUUCAUAAUUCACGAUUAAUCGCUCUCACAAGAUCAACAACAAAUCUCUCUCUCUCUCUCUCUCUCUCUCUCUCCCUCUCUUAUUUUGUUUAUUAUUAUUUUUUUAAUUUUUUGCUGGGUUUCUUUAAUCUUAACCUCUGUUUUUGCAAAGUGUUUCUUUCUUAUUUUUUUAUUAUUCGUUCUUGUUUUAUUGUUUAUUUUUUGAUAUUGACGUGAUGGAUGCAGGAUCUUUGAACUCUUCUUCAUACUUGAAAGCACAAUCCCGGUUCCCCCUCCAAGAACAGUUUCUUCAUAGAAAGAAUUCUAAAGAUAACCUAGAUAGAUUUAUACCAAACCGAUCAGCCAUGGACUUAGAUUAUGCCCAUUACAUGCUAACACAAGGAAGAAAAGGAGGAAAAGAGAACCCAACAGCUACAGUCAACUCACCAUCAAGAGAGGCAUACAGGAAGCAACUUGCAGAAGCCUUGAACCUGAACCGAACUCGAAUUCUAGCCUUCAAGAACAAGCCUCCUACACCUGUUGAACUUAUCCCUCAAGACCACUUAUCCUCCUCUCUUCACUACCAAGCCAAGCCCACCAAGCCCCGGAGAUACAUUCCUCAGACGUCAGAGAGAACAUUGGAUGCACCUGAUCUUGUGGAUGAUUUCUACCUUAACUUACUGGAUUGGGGCAGCAAGAAUGUUCUAGCCAUAGCUCUUGAUAACACAGUGUACUUGUGGGAUGCUUCAAAUGGUUCUACCUCAGAAUUGGUUACAGUUGGUGAUGAAGAUGGGCCUGUCACUAGUGUCAAUUGGGCUCCUGAUGGACUCCACCUUGCCAUUGGCUUGAAUAAUUCUAUUGUACAGUUAUGGGAUUCUGCUUCCUGUAAACAGCUAAGAACCUUGAGAGGUUGUCACAGGUCGAGAGUUGGGUCAAUGGCAUGGAACAAUCACAUCCUGACAACUGGAGGAAUGGAUGCUAAAAUAAUUAACAAUGAUGUGAGAAUUAGAUCACACAUUGUUGAGACUUACAGAGGGCAUCAACAAGAGGUUUGUGGGCUUAAAUGGUCAGCUUCAGGCCAGCAAUUAGCAAGUGGAGGGAAUGAUAAUAUAAUUCAUAUAUGGGAUAGAUCUGUGGCAUCAUCAAACUCGGCCACACAAUGGUUUCACAGGCUCGAGGAGCAUACUUCUGCAGUGAAAGCUCUUGCUUGGUGUCCUUUCCAAGGGAAUUUGCUAGCCUCUGGAGGCGGUGGAGGAGAUAGGAGUAUUAAGUUUUGGAAUACACACACAGGUGCAUGCUUGAAUUCCAUAGACACUGGGUCUCAAGUUUGUGCUCUGCUGUGGAACAAGAAUGAGAGGGAACUGCUUAGCUCUCAUGGGUUCUCUCAAAAUCAACUCGUCCUUUGGAAAUAUCCAUCUAUGUUGAAAAUGGCUGAGCUCACUGGCCAUACUUCUAGAGUCCUUUAUAUGGCUCAGAGUCCGGAUGGCUGUACAGUGGCAACCGCAGCAGGGGAUGAAACACUGAGAUUCUGGAACGUUUUUGGCGUUCCAGAAGUGGCUAAAGCUGCUCCGAAAGCAAAUCCUGAGCCAUUUUCUCGCUUCAAUCGCAUCCGCUGAUGCCAAAAAUGAAAACAACAAAACUAGUUGCAAAUGUUUGGCCCAACAACAGCCAAGGUAAAUUUUCUCUCUAAUUUGUUCAUGAAAUGUCCCUAUUUCCUGAGUUGGUUCUGCUGUUGGUCAAUGGGGUCUUUCUAUCAUGUACUUCCUUAUGGUGAAAUUAUCAGAAAAGCAAUCUGCAGUGUGUGUGAUGGAUGCUUGUUGUUAUCAUAAGCUUUCAAAUUGGAUUUUGGGGAGCGGAUAUUAAAUAUUCAGGUGGCGGGUGAAACUUGAUUGAGCUUUACAUAUCUUUGAGCAAGCUUGGCAUCAAGAAUGAAGCAGUGCUUGCGGAUUGAGGGUGGUCGACACACAGCAUAAGUUGUUGGGCGACGUUCCUCCAGAUUUGUUCAGAUUUUGAGUUUUUGCAUUAGAACAAAAGGAGAUGAUCACUUCAUGAUUAUCCAUGAAUUUAAUAUGGUAAGUGGAGCAGUUUAGGAUCGAGCUUUUCUUGUUCCAACCUGUGCCUAUGGAUGUUUGUCCCUGUAUACUAGUUAGGUCAACGUUGCUUUUUGAAAGUUAUGCCAAACAAGUCUUAGAUGUUUAGAACA
Molecule: messenger RNA, 2246 nt
Organism: Populus nigra (black poplar)
Lineage: Eukaryota; Viridiplantae; Streptophyta; Magnoliopsida; Malpighiales; Salicaceae
Product: cell division cycle 20.2, cofactor of APC complex-like
Exons: 5
Coding region: 280-1659 (459 amino acids)
Biological process (GO): positive regulation of anaphase-promoting complex-dependent catabolic process; positive regulation of ubiquitin protein ligase activity; anaphase-promoting complex-dependent catabolic process
Cellular component (GO): anaphase-promoting complex
Molecular function (GO): ubiquitin ligase activator activity; protein binding; anaphase-promoting complex binding
Source: RefSeq, a predicted model, not a curated record